This is a messenger RNA of Pteropus alecto (black flying fox), 4658 nucleotides long. It is a transcript of the gene DCP1B, whose product is annotated as decapping mRNA 1B. The coding region runs from base 99 to 1940 and encodes 613 amino acids. Gene Ontology annotation, cellular component: P-body. Gene Ontology annotation, molecular function: mRNA binding; enzyme activator activity. Gene Ontology annotation, biological process: positive regulation of catalytic activity; deadenylation-dependent decapping of nuclear-transcribed mRNA; deadenylation-independent decapping of nuclear-transcribed mRNA. Lineage: Eukaryota; Metazoa; Chordata; Mammalia; Chiroptera; Pteropodidae. The record is from RefSeq and is a predicted model, not a curated record. The transcript is spliced from 9 exons.
GUUGCCGCCUGUUCUCGGUGGCGAGGUGGCUCGUUUGUUCUGUGAUCUAUUAGAGUGGCUUCUGAGGGCCCCGGGUUGAUGUCGGGGAGGGAGGAAAGAUGGCGGCCGUAGCGGCGUGCGGCCUGGUGGGGAAGGGACGCGACAUCAGCUUGGCUGCCCUGCAGCACCACGACCCCUAUAUCAACCGCAUCGUAGACGUGGCCAGCCAAGUGGCUCUGUACACUUUCGGCCAUCGGGCCAACGAGUGGGAGAAAACUGAUGUGGAAGGAACCUUAUUUGUUUACACAAGGUCUGCUUCUCCAAAACAUGGGUUCACCAUUAUGAAUAGGCUGAGCAUGGAAAAUAGGACAGAACCCAUUACUAAAGACCUGGAUUUCCAGCUCCAGGACCCUUUCCUUCUCUACAGAAAUGCCAGAUUGUCCAUUUAUGGAAUUUGGUUUUAUGAUAAGGAAGAAUGCCAAAGAAUUGCAGAGCUUAUGAAAAACUUAACUCAAUAUGAACAGUUGAAAGCCCAUCAGGGAGCUGGAGCAGGAAUCUCCCCAACGAUCCUCAAUUCGGGAGAAGGCAAGGAAGUAGAUAUCUUACAAAUGCUCACCAAGGCCAAAGAUGAAUACACAAAGUGUAAAACUUGUUCUGAGCCAAAACAGAUAACCAGUUCAUCUGCCAUCUACAACAACCCCAAUCUCAUCAAACCAAUUCCAGUGAAGCCCAGUGAAAACCAGCAACAGCAUAUACCUUGGCCCAACCAGACCUUAGACCCUGAACCCCAACACUUGUCCUUGAUGGCACUCUUUGGGAAGCAGGACAAAGCUACAUGUCAGGAAACUGUGGGGCCUCCACAGACCUUCCACCAGCACCACCAGCAGCAAGAGAAGCUUCCAAUUAGGCAGGGGGUUGUGCGUUCCCUGUCCUAUGAGGAACCCAAAAGACACUCGCCCCCCAUCGAGAAGCAGCUCUGUCCAGCCAUUCAGAAACUCCUGAUCAGGAGUGCAGACCUCCACCCAUUGUCAGAGCUUCCUGAAAACCAGCCCUGCAAAAAUGGCAGUACCCAUUCUGCUAGGGAAGUUUUUACUGGACCUGCCCAGCCAGGGUCUCCCCAGACCAUUGGGGCCUCUCAUCGUGUACACAAUGCUUCCAGAACUCAGAACCUGUUAGAGAAGCUUCACAGUGCCCCAGGGGCAGUGAAGAAGCACUACCCUAGUACACCAGCACCUGCCAGCUCAGCUGCCCUAAGCUUCAGCACAACUCUUACUGCUGCCACCCCUGCAGCUCCAGUAAAGGGAGUGUCUCAGCCACAACUGGUACAUGUCAAUGGCUCCCUUCCACCUCAGGCACUAGGACAUCAGGCUCAUGGAAAAGAACAGUCUACGCGUCCAAGACAAAUGCUCCCUAUCUCUGGCAAUCAGACAAGUGGUUCUGGAGUGAUCUCCCCUCAAGAGCUACUAAAGAAGCUUCAGAUCGUGCAGCAGGAGCAGCAGCUGCAUGCAUCUAACCGACCAGCCUUGGCAGCUAAGUUUCCUGUGGUAACUCAGAGCUCUAGAACAGGAAAACCCUUGGAAUCUUGGAGCGACAAGACAUCCAGCACAGAAAAGCAGGCUCCUCUUCUCCGGGUCAUCUCAUCGCAGCGUAUCCCUGCUACAGUGGCCUCUUCUCUGCUCAUGUCCCCCAUGGUGUUCACACAACCCACCUGUACCUCACCAAAGGAGCGGGACAGUGGGCUCUUGCCCUUGGGAAGCCAGGAUCCAGCUGCCACCUCCACCAGCCUCCUCCUGCCUCUGCAGAGCCCGGAGCCCAAUGUACUCACCAGCAGCCCACUUACCAAGUUGCAACUUCAAGAAGCACUGCUGUUCCUCAUUCAGAAUGACGACAACUUCUUAAAUAUAAUCUAUGAGGCUUAUCUCUUCAGCAUGACACAAGCAGCCAUGAAAAAGACUAUGUGAAAGCAAAGCAUUUCAAAAUUGAUUUUCAAGGUCCUCCAGCUCAAGGUUCUUUCAUGUUAAGUGGUGUUACUCUGAAUGUUUCUGUCUUUUUUUUAAAAAGUAUGUGUAAUAUGAAGUAAAAUGUUUCAGACUCUUUUUCAGUCAAGCUUAAAAAAAAAUAAUGAAAUCCUUCAGUAUAUCUGGUACUAUGAAUUGAGUGGGUAGAUAAAUCCUUUGCUCAGAUCACACAGUAAAUAAUACCAAGCUUAAAUUAUUUUUUUACAUGUAUAGGUCCAUUCCUUGAAGAUUUAGUCUCUCCACAGGGAGGGCUGUUUUGGAAACUUUGUUUCUUUUUUAUAGCUUGUUUAUUCUGUGAACGCGGAGAAUGUGUGCUGUUCCCAUUACUGAGUUCUGUGUGCCAUAGGGCAUGCCGACCACAAGGUGGCAGUGUCACCUCGCAGACUAAGGCAUUCAGCCCUUACCCAGCCUUUGGAAGUAAUGCUUCCAUUUCUUUUACCAGACAAAGUAAACCUUUCAUUUGUUAAAGUCCAAUUGGCUUGUUUUCCCAGGGCCUCCGACGGGAAAUUAUUUCUAAGGUAUUUAUAGCUAGUUGCUAGAGGAUAGUUGUUCUAGGUGUCCACCAAUGGCCCAGAUUUCCAGUAACACUUCAUUUAUCCAGGCUCAUGCUGUUUCUUUUGGACCCAACCAGCAGAAUAUGCCUUCCUAUGCCUCCAACUGAACAUUUUAUCAUUUUUAGCAAACAUGCUGAGAGGAAGGUCACAGAAGAUUUUAAAGCCUUUUCUUAGCCUCUGAGGAUAAGUAAUGGAUUGUUCAAGGCAUAAUGAUAAGGAUUCUUCAAGGUAUGUAGCAGAUUGGUUUUUAAGUUCUUAGAGAUGAGGAGCUUAAUCUUGGAAGGAGUAGAAGAGCCCUUGCCAAGUCGUUAAGGCCCAAAAGAGUGGGUAUGGGAAUUAGUCCCUGCUGAGUAUCAGUAAUAAAUAAAGCUUUGCAUUUCUAUAGCCCUUUUUAUUCUUGGAUCAUAAAAAGAUCUCUAGAUGACUGCGCAGAAGACAGGUUUUAUUCUCAUUUUAUAAGCCAUAAAAGGAGGCAUGGGAAAAGUAGGUUUCCUCACAGCUUCUGAUGCUGAGAUUUGGGCUUUCAGCUUUAGACCUUUAUUCAGGCACACCGUCAAGCAAAGGGUUUAUGGGAGGACCACCUCCCCACUUCCCACAGGAGUGCGCUUUUUCUUCUGAGGAGAAGAGGUGGGUGGAAAGGCAGUGACUUUACUGAGCCCUUGUUUCGUGCCAUACUCAGGCUGAGGGAUCUACUGUCAUCCUCCCACGCUUAGGAAAGGAUGGUUUCUUUUGUUUCUUUGAUGUCUCCUACAACAUCUAACAGUGAAAACCCAUAUGACGUUCUAACAAAAUACUCGAAGUUAAUAAUUGCUUCUAUAAUAUCUCGAUAUUCUUAUAAGGAGAAUGGGUCAAGGAGAGAGACACACGUGGAUCUAUUAUCCCAAAAUCAAUGACUGCUCAGUUUGGUAACACAUAUACUAAAAUUGGAACAAAAUCAAUGAUAUACUUAACUUCUGGCCAACCGUUUUGUUUGUUUUUUUUUUUUUUUAAUCUCUUUGAUCUCAAUUACAUGUUUAGAGUUGCUUCUCUCGCUAGGGAGAAAUUAAUUCCCUUUUAAAUGUUUCUAAUAUAUUUGGGGCAGCAAAUGGCUAAUCUUAUGAAGUAUUUUUAUUUUACCUCAGCAUUAAAUAAAAUAAAAUAGAAAGAAAUAUCAAUUGCAGCACCUAAUGUGAAAAGAUACACACAGCGAGAUAGAGGAAUGAACCUGAGCCCGGCAUGGUCAGACCUACACUGCGAGCUUUUCUCGGGCCUUUUUAGGUCAACACCACAGUUACCUAUUUUUGAAAGAUAACAAAUUCGCCAUCCUUUACUGGAUUGAGACACUUUAAAAGUGAUAGGCCCAAUUCAUUUAGACCAAAGACUCAGUCACUCUCUUAAAGGACUCUUGGUGAUAGAGUACUUAUUCCUUCUACAUGGCAAAGCAGAUGAGAGCUUCUUUGUAUAAAGAGACAUCUCUAAAGAAGUCAAGAAAUAGAUUAAAGAGUUGUCUAAGGCACCCAAUGUUAGAUUUCAUACAUAAAUUAAUUUAUUUUUCCCACUCUUACCCCACAUGCUGAGACCAUCACAGACCCCCCUCCUAGGUGUCAGACUAUAUCCAGCAGCAGUUUUAAGCUAACUGAAUUUCAAAUGGGACUAUGAGAUUUUGUUUUUAAAGGCAGCAUUGUUCAGUGCAGUGGAUUUCAAUCUUGCAGAAGUGAUGGAAGUCAGUUCCGCUUGGUGCAGGGAACAGAACACGUCCUUUGUCAGACAGUUCUUGGACAAGUGAACUUUUCCAACACACUGAUUUUUGAAUUGUAAAAUGAAAGUAAUACUCAUUUCACAGGGUCCUUAUGAGGAUUAACUAGGAGCGAAUUAUGUAAAAUGGCACCUCCUGCCUUGUACUCUAGAAGUAUGAGUUCCUUUCUGCCCCCUCUGCCUUGUCUGUUGUGGCCAGUCCUCCGACGCUAUGCUCACCCCUCCAACUGUUGAGAUGAGGCCCUCACUUCAUCUGCUAGCCUCCAAGACCUACGUAUUCAGUCUGAUGUUGACACUUAUAUAUCCAUGGUCACUUUGCUAUACCAUCAUCUCCCCUUCAUUUCUUUAUCAAUAAAAUGAAAAGUUUCACUUA